UCAUGCAGUACAGCUGUGAGACGUAAACGCUGCUCACAGAGAAAGUCGGAGUUGUCGACACCUACCAACCGAUAACUCCACGACGGACUAUAUUAUAUCAGCGGUAGUCUCGGCACCGUCGUCAGACCUUGCUGUAUUCCUCCACUCUGUUUCCUUACGUCACAUUCAGCUGUCGUCAUGCCUAUACGUACUCUGAUUAUGACGUAAUACACGUAUGACGCGGGCAGGGACAACAUGGCGGACAACAGUAAAUAGAGUUACGGGAUCUUGUACUCACUAACGAUGCCACCGUUACAACCAUAUGUACCCUCGCUGAAUACUCAUUGGGCCCUUAAAACAUUUGAGGUCAAAGGACGCUCUCCGUGACAUCAGCCGUCGUUUAUCCCAGAAGUAGAAGCACCAGAGGAAGAAGACUUUAUGGAUGUGUCUCAGAAUACUUCCAUAGAUCCUAACGCACACUUCUCCAAAACACUUCCGUAUCAACCUACCCAUCUCCGUACCAUCGAUUACGUCAUUCUAACGGUGUCGUAUCUGGGUAUCAUGGGUAACUUGGUGUCACUGAUGGUGUGGAGAACCCACAAGACGUACAACCCCGUCAUCUUCCUGUUCAAGUACCUCGCCGUCGUCGACAUCAAACAUCUUGUGUCGAUUUCUUUCUGGAGGAUUUUUGUUUUGUUCCGCCGCUACUUCUCCGACCAUACUUAUUUUACAGUGCUUUUCACAGCGUACGGCACAGAAUUGCUUGGACAAGCUUUGUCUUUGCACACGACACUAUUGAUAGCAGUGUGUCGCUUUAUCGUUGUGUCCAGACCACUAGAGGUUUACAACGGCACUCUUCUAACACGAUGUCAAGUCAUUAUUGCCUGUGUGGUCCUAUUUUUUUGGUGUCUUCUUCUUAUCAUCCCAUUUAUCGUCAUGACAUUAUUAAUUUUUAACGAUAAAAUUGGUAAAGAAAACGUUUCAUACUAUUUUCCAGUCAUUUUUAUUUUUUGUGAAUUUAGUGUUACUACUCUCUUGAUGAUCGUCUUCGAUGUCCUUCUUCUGAAGAAACUUCGUUCAUCAACAGCGCUGAGGUCAUCACCAUCUUCAUCACAUUCUGAGGAAAGACGGUAUAUAGGUCGGCGGGUGACGGUGGUCGUGGUGUUGAUGUCAGUGUGCUCUAUACUGGCCUACCUUAUUACUGGCACUUGUGUAGCACUUGCUUUUAUCUAUCUCCAUUAUACUCAAGAACAAAGUACGGGCACUAGCUACUUAAUCGUUGAUAUAUUGGCCCCUACUUAUGAGUUUCUUGAGUCGCUGAACUCUAGCAUUAAUAUCAUUUUUUACCUUGCAUUUUUUCAAAAUUUUCGCAAAGUGUCUCCAACCGCUGGAACAAUCAUUGAUGUCACUGAGUCGUCGAUUCCUAUGACAAAAACAAUGAACUAAAAUGUAUCAGAUGGUACAUGGUAGAUAGAGGUCCAUUCUAAUGUUAUCUUAACUACCGCCAUAUCGUCAUGCUGGUAGUUGUCAUCAACAAUAGUGUGUAUCUUGUAACUACCUCACAGCUCCAAACAUCCUGGUCACUAGUAAAAAGAACAUGUCUAACUCAACUUCCUUUUAAAUACCUUGUCAGAAAUCCUCCUACUUUACAAUUUGUUUACUCUACUCCAUGUUGUUUAUAACUAAAAGCUCUUCAUAUCACCCAGAAUUUUUGUGAGUUGCUUACUUGUGCAUGUCAGAAUAAUGUAGUCAAUCCCCGUAACCAGUCAACGAAGAAAAGUAUUUUUCACAAACCA
Molecule: messenger RNA, 1775 nt
Organism: Pomacea canaliculata
Lineage: Eukaryota; Metazoa; Mollusca; Gastropoda; Architaenioglossa; Ampullariidae
Product: FMRFamide receptor-like
Exons: 2
Coding region: 418-1425 (335 amino acids)
Cellular component (GO): membrane
Source: RefSeq, a predicted model, not a curated record